AGCGUGGGGCGGUAGACCUCGAUGCCCAACACAUUGCUAAACCAGUCGCACUCGUACACAUAAAGGACUAGGAAAUAUACAACAUUUCAAACAAGGGGAGGCGACAAAUAAGGAAAACAAAGGAGCCUCUAAUUCAACGGGACGAACCGGUACAUAGUCGUUAGCGUUUCAGACAUCCGUGGAGAGUGAUACGAUCGAGUUUGUAAGGUAGGACUGUGCACUCGCUACUUGGUCUACCACGGUAACCACCACCACCAUGCCGUUCCCCUUUGGCAAGUCCCACAAGUCGCCGGCGGACAUCGUCAAGAACCUGAAGGACAACAUGACGGUGUUGGAGAAACACGACAUCUCUGACAAGAAGGCUGAGAAGGCCACGGAGGAGGUGUCUAAGAGCCUCGUGGCGAUGAAGGAGAUUCUGUACGGCACCAAUGAGAAGGAGCCCCAGACAGAGGCGGUGGCCCAGCUGGCCCAGGAGCUUUACAACAGCGGCCUGCUCAGCACCCUCGUAGCUGACCUGCAGCUCAUCGACUUUGAGGGUAAGAAGGAUGUGGCUCAGAUCUUCAACAACAUCUUGAGGCGUCAGAUCGGGACGCGGACGCCCACGGUGGAGUACCUCUGUACUCAGCAGAACAUUCUCUUCAUGCUGCUCAAAGGGUACGAGUCUCCAGAGAUCGCUUUGAACUGUGGCAUCAUGCUGAGGGAGUGUAUCAGGCACGAGCCACUGGCCAAGAUCACUCUGGGGGCCGAGCAGUUCUACGACUUCUUCAGAUACGUGGAGAUGUCCACGUUCGACAUCGCUUCAGACGCAUUCGCCACUUUUAAAGACUUGCUAACGAGACACAAGAUUCUGAGUGCAGAGUUCCUGGAGCAGCAUUACGACAGGUUCUUCAGUGAAUAUGAGAAGUUACUCCACUCUGAGAACUACGUGACUAAAAGGCAAUCCCUCAAGUUGCUGGGAGAGCUACUUCUCGAUCGACACAAUUUCACCAUCAUGACGAAAUACAUCAGCAAGCCAGAGAACCUCAAGCUAAUGAUGAACCUUCUUCGAGACAAAAGCCGCAACAUCCAGUUUGAGGCCUUCCAUGUCUUCAAGGUGUUUGUGGCCAACCCCAACAAGACACAGCCCAUCUUGGACAUUCUUCUGAAGAACCAGACCAAACUCAUCGAGUUCCUCUCCAAGUUCCAGAACGACAGGACGGAGGACGAACAGUUCAAUGAUGAAAAGACGUACCUGGUCAAACAGAUCAGAGAUCUGAAGAGGCUGUCCCCCCAGGAGGCCUGAGGGAGGGGCUUAAGGGGUCCAGACAACAUCUGGAUAACGGACUCAUCAGCAGCCGCUGCUGUUCUGGUUUUUACACCAUUUUGAGGAGGAAAAAAAAAUUACACGCCCACAUCAGGUCAUCAAGAAGUCUCCCGCUCAUUCUGCUGUUCAAUGCAACGGACAUUCGAUUUAUUUUAUUUUUUUCCAUUUUUAUUUCCAGUAUCUCCUUUUAAAAAGAUGAACAUAAUAGAUGCUGCUUGUUUCUUCUACAUUAAGACAUGUGGAAGGGUAAUAUCAACACAACAAAGGUCAUUCAAACAUAGUAACAAUGAAAUCUACAUUUGAGUGCUAUGCAGACUUCUGACACACACGUAGUGCUAUAAUAUCAACAUAAACCUUGAGAUGAAAAGGUACUAGCAAAGUGAGCAUGGUUGCAUGCCUUGUUCGAAUGUGACCGAUAAAUCGCUGUACUUGGCUAAACGCUGGCCCUGUCUACUUAGUGUCACAGUCUGCAAAAAGCACGUACCAGCUACAACUCUUAUCUAUGCUUUCAUCGUAUACAGCAGCAACAGUGAUACAUUUUGAAAUGGGCUCUCCAGUGGCCUCAUACCAAACCAUGCAGCUAUUGGUGUGUUGUGAAACAGCACAAAGCGAAUGAUAUGGGUUAAAUGCUAGAUAUUAUUUCAGUACAGGGCUGACUUGUUCUGGUACAGGGUGAACAUGUACAUAUGACUUUUAUUUUUGCUUUGUAGAUUUUGUUGAAACAUUGACAAAUGAAUAUAUAUAUUUUACCUUAAAUCAAGUUUUUCGGUAAUUCUAAUCAAAAAUCUGUCUUUUUUUUUUUUGCUUUUCAUUUUACUGCUGAAUUUAAAUGGUGGCUGGUUCUUCUUUGUACAUAAUGUCCAGCCAGGGCCAGCUCUUACAUUGUUAACCUAGAAGACAUUACUAAUAAUUAGUACAGCUGGGGAAUGUAAUGGUAUUAGCCCAGAUCUCUUAAUCCUCUUUUCUUUCCGUCUGUAUUUCAGUAACUCGGACGACUAAAAUGUGCUGGGGUGCCAGGACAGUGGGGUGGAGGGGAGGCCAGGAGGGAAUGGGAUGGGGCAAGGUGAUAACUAAAACAUCAAGCCUGUGUGUUUGUGCUGAGCAGCCAGCCAAUGGUCACCUUCCCCUGCUCAGACGUUGCAUGUAUCAACCAAUGGUUGCGUGCCAUGUCAUCCACUGAGAGAUUGCUAUAACAUGUGGUUAGCUGAUACGUAAAAUAUAUCCGAUACAAGCAUUGUAAGUUCGAACUGGCAGGUGUCAGCGAUGCCUGGGUAGAGGAACACGCCCUCCAUCACCCAACUGGAUUCUGAUCCGGGGGGGGGGUUGAGGGGGAUUUCAGAGAAUCUCAUCAUUCUCCCCCCCACUCAUCCACUCUGGUUUAUUAUGAUAUUCACUGCUGUCUGGUGGUGUUGCACCAUAUCUAGUGAGCUUCAGGAGUUGACAAUUACUUGGCACAUUCAGAUGUUUCCCCUUUACCACCCAGUUUGAGCCUUUUUCAUUGGGGUUGAAAUUCCAGUACCAUUCCAGAGCAUUAAGUAUGUUCUUUGGAGAUUGUUUAAAUGUUUACUUUACACUGACUGCGCUAAUCUGCCAUUUGAAACACGGUAUUUAUUUGAGGGAUGGAGUUGAUUGGAUGAUAUGAAUAUAUUGCAUAUAUACCACUCAAAAGACAUGUUGACUUGCAGUGAAGGAUAUGGUCAGAGAGUAGUGUUGAGCCAAGUGCUUUUGACUGAAAGCUCAAGAUAUCCCAAUAGAUGGCAGAUCAACCAUUUCAUUGUGCAAACCAACAGAGACCAGUAUUCCUCAAUGCAUACUUAAAUUGCAUGUUCCUCUACUGGCUGCAUGGUACUCUCUACAAGCAAUGUUGUACUGGAAUUUUCUUCCAAAAAUAACAAAUGAACAUUUGAGAUAGCUUGAAAUUAUUUGGCUAUGUCUAACCUUUGACUCCAGUCCCAGCACAUUGAAUGUGUGGGUGCUUUCAGUAGUGUCAAAGGCUUUGGCCUUACCAUCUAAACAUAAAUAAAUGAAAAACAUUUGGAAUAAAUUUAACCUUUGCUCAGUGUUAA
Messenger RNA from Oncorhynchus kisutch (coho salmon), 3369 nucleotides. RefSeq names its product calcium-binding protein 39. The record is from RefSeq and is a predicted model, not a curated record. The transcript has 9 exons. Gene Ontology annotation, biological process: intracellular signal transduction. Lineage: Eukaryota; Metazoa; Chordata; Actinopteri; Salmoniformes; Salmonidae. Gene Ontology annotation, molecular function: protein serine/threonine kinase activator activity. The coding region runs from base 257 to 1282 and encodes 341 amino acids.